GGGGGGUGAGGCGUGGCCCUGCGCAUGUCUGGGACUCGCCUCACGGGAGGCGGCGCCCUUUGCAGGGCCAACCCUUCAGAGGGUCCUGGGACUGCCAGGCCUUCAGGGGACUGGGCUGCGCUGGCUGCCGGCCUGGCUGCGGGUGUGGCUGCGGCUCCGGUUCGCGCUCUGCUUGUGGCUGCGGCUCCAGGUCCAGGUGGAAUGCGGCUGCGGCCCCCUUGUGGCUAGGCUCUGGCUGGGGCUGGCUCUCAGCUUCCGGUGCUCUUGCAGCUGCCCCUGCUGUUGAGCCGUGCUCUAUGGCGGAGAGAGGGCGGCGCGGGAGAGGCCGGGCUCCGCGGGAACCCGUGCACCCGCCUGGACUUAGGGCCCGCGUUCACAAGGCGGAGGCUCCGAGAGCACAGACCCCACGGGCCUGCGGAGCAGGGGAGAGUGCGGUCCAGUCGGAGGCCCGUGCAUCGCCUCGGGAGCCCUCAGGGAGCGGGGAGGAGGCCAGGCUGCGUGAGGGCGAGACCUUGCUGGGUCCCGCAGGCAUGCGGUUGGUUGGAGAGGGGCGCGGGGCAAAGAAGCCAGCAGAGCGGGAGAAGCGGGCCAAGGGGAAGCCAGGUGGCCUCAGACAGCCGCGCCAGGAAAAGCAAGAGGAGAAACAGCCAGCCCAGGCGGCGUUGUCAGCGGAAGCGGCCUCGGAAGCGGCAGGUGACCCCCCCUCAGCCCUCCCGCCUGUGGAACAACUGCGAGCCCUCCGCCUGGAUCCGCAACCAGUGACUAUCCAGGCCCGCAAGGACUUUGGCAGCCUGGGCAAGAAAGAGAGGCACAGGCGCAAGGCUCACCUGAAGCGCAGGAGUCUCCUCAUCCAGGACAUCCCUGGCUUCUGGGCCACAGCGGUAUCCGUUUGUGCUGAACCUCUUGGAGGCACCUAAGACCUGAGCGUUGAGCUCCUUGACCCCAGGCAGAUGGCCCGCCAUCCAGAGAUGUCGGCAGUGAUCAGUGAGGAAGAUGAAGACAUGCUGAGCUACAUGACCAAUUUGAAGG
This is a messenger RNA of Fukomys damarensis (Damara mole-rat), 1029 nucleotides long. Its product is annotated as testis-specific Y-encoded protein 4-like. The transcript is spliced from 2 exons. Bases 297 to 917 code for a protein of 206 amino acids. The record is from RefSeq and is a predicted model, not a curated record. Lineage: Eukaryota; Metazoa; Chordata; Mammalia; Rodentia; Bathyergidae.